AUGAUUGUGGGACAGCCUGGUUCUUAUCAGCAGGUGGUUACCGCCUCCGAGCUCCGCGUCGGCGACCGCAUCGCCCUUGCUGGGGCCGAGGCGGAGGUUCGCGGCGUCUGCCUGCGGUCGGUCGGUGAGGUCACUGUCGUCGAGGCGUGCAAAACCCGGGAUUGUCAGGGAUCUCACUGCGUCGCUUCUGAGUGCGUCGAGCCUUGGAUGAUUGUGCCCUAG
Molecule: messenger RNA, 222 nt
Organism: Symbiodinium necroappetens
Lineage: Eukaryota; Dinophyceae; Suessiales; Symbiodiniaceae
Source: the annotation of a GenBank genome assembly